AUGGAAACAACUCUUAGAAUUGGUGUUCUGGCAGCUAGAGAAUUGGCAGCGGCUGAUAAAGAUGGUUCUUCGGACCCAUAUGCAGUUAUUAGAGUAGCUAAUAAAAAACAUGAAACAGCCGUAAUAAAAAAAACUUUAAAUCCAGUUUGGAAUACUUCUUUUGAUAUAAGAAUAUCAGAACAGAACGUACCACCUCAUGUAACUGUUACAGUAUGGGAUGAAGAUCGUUUUGGUCGAGAUUUUUUGGGAGAAGUAACUAUUCCAAUUAAACAAGUUUUCGCCAGAAAUAAUGGAGGUUUAAACGAUGGGUGUCCUAGAACCUUUGAUGAUCCCGCUAAUCAACCAGCCGCUUAUACAUUACAAAAGCGUAGUUCAAAGAAUGAAGUUAAAGGUGAUAUCGUUUUGAAAUUUGGUAUCGUGGAUGACAGCAAUAAAUCAUUGGAAGAAUUAUGGCAUUUCUGGGAUAAUUUAACUGAUAAAGUUAGAUUAUAA
Diversispora eburnea is the source of this 492-nucleotide messenger RNA. The record is from the annotation of a GenBank genome assembly. Lineage: Eukaryota; Fungi; Glomeromycota; Glomeromycetes; Diversisporales; Diversisporaceae.